AUGUCCGCCAAUUUCGGACGCCGGCUAUACGCCCAUAUUUGGGAAUCGGCACAUCCAUUCCUCGGCCGCAUACGACCGAAUCGCGUGCCCGGUCCCGAUGCCUCGUCGAGAACUGCCUUUGACUCGAUUUUCGCCCAUAAACGCUUAUCAGCACCACCCGGAAAGCCCACCCAGCUCACGCGGCGAUUUGCUUCUGGCGGCUUUCUCGUCCUCGUGUCGUCGAGCUCGACAGCGGCCGAAACUAGCGCCGCUUGCAUUAUCCCAUCAAAAAAGUUGACCUCGCAGUAUAUCUGGAAGCGAGCUUUGCAUACUCCGAAUGACCGUUUACGCGAAGGAGCCUCUUCUAAUGGCUCCAAAUCUCCUGUUAAAGAUGACGAACAUACACAAAAAGUCCAAAUGACUGACGACCUCCCCCCUCAAUCCUCUCACUCAAACGCCUCGCAAGAUUCGCCCCCCUCUACGUCUUCAACUACACCUCCUCAUCGCCACCAUUUAAUGGAUCGUUUGCCGCACAUGCCCCAUUUACACCGACCAACGAAAGAAGAGCUACUGGCUGCAGCAACGGGAUUUUGGUCGCGCCUCAAGGUGCGAUUCAAGUGGUUUUCUAUCCGAAGUGUCCGGCCUUUCAAUUUAGAUGAGAUUACGGCGCUUUUCUCAUGGGUUCUUCUCGGUCAUGUGGUUUGGAUCGUGGUUGGAACUACCACAUUCUUUUCACUUCUCAUCCUUGCUAUCAAUACAGUCUUUGCGCAAGAAACACUCGCCGGGUGGGUGGGCAACUACCUGACCAAGUCAUCUGGGAUAAAGGUUGUCUUUGAAUCUGCCAUCGUUCCUACAUGGAGAGGCGGUGUGAUUACCUUUAAAAAUGUGUUUGUGUCAAGACGGCCUGGGCAAGGCACUGGAUAUGUUAGCAAAGGUUCCCCCACGACGGCCGCAGCAGCCGCAGCAGCCCGCGAACACGGGUCCGAGGAUCCUUCGGCAGUACCCGACGAAGAAGAAGAAGAAGAAGAAGAAGAAGAAGAAGAAGAAGAAGAAGAUACGAACUACACCCAAUUUGACCUGUCCAUCGAAACCGUCAACGUGACAUUGUCAUUUACGAAAUGGCUCAACGGAAAGGGCCCCCUCCGGGAUGUCGAGGUCAAGGGCAUUCGGGGUGUAGUCGAUCGCCGCCAGGUUUGGUGGCCAGAUGAAGAUCUAGACCCUUUGUCUUAUCGCCACGAACAUAACCCCGGAGAUUUCGAGAUUGAUUCAUUCAAGAUGCACGAUGUGCUCGUUUCAAUAUACCAGCCUGAUAACUUUAGACCUUUCUCCGUCAGCAUCUUCUCAUGCGACCUCCCUCAGCUCCGAAAGCAGUGGCUCUUCUAUGAUUUCCUCUCCGCCAACAUGAUGUCCGGGUCAUUUGACAAUUCGCUCUUCACAAUUCACCCUCGCCAAACUCACGGUUUUACCGGAGCUCGCCUGGAGGAUGGUAUGGAAGAUGGCAAACCCAGCCCAUGGAAGAAACACAAUCGUAUCCGGGUCGACGGAUUGAAUAUCGACCAUCUCAACCGUGGUGUCCAGGGUCCAUUCUCAUGGAUCCACGAAGGAACCGUGGAUAUUGUUGCCGACAUUAUGCUCCCGGCUGAAAACGAUGAGAGCAUUGCCAAGGUAAUGGCAGACUUUUACGACCGACUAGAGGCCACCGUCACCUCCAACCAAUACUCAGAGACCUUGUCUCAGCGAUCUCAAAAAGACUCAGAGUCGUUGUCCGAGGCCGACAAGCGCUUCAUUGCAAUGGACCUGCGGGUUCAUCUCAACAAUGUCCGCGCCGUGGUUCCAAUAUUCACUCGAGACCUCUCCUACAUCAACAACGCUCUUAUUCGACCCAUUGUUGCUUACAUUAACUCCAAACGCACGUUUAUCCCGAUCAACUGUCGUCUUGUCAAACGUGCCAGUGACUUUGAUGGAAGCUGGACUAUCUUCGACAGUGGCUUGAUGGACGAUCUGUCAGCUGCGACCUACGAUGCGUUUGCGCGAGACGUCGUAGACGAUGAAGCCCGUAAGCGGCGUUUCAAGAAGGUCGGGUUUUGGUCCCUUCAACUGGCUGCCCAGGCCAUCUUCAUAGGCAUGGCUGGCAACAUCGCAUGA
Messenger RNA from Penicillium cataractarum, 2124 nucleotides. RefSeq names its product mitochondrial distribution and morphology protein. Gene Ontology annotation, cellular component: mitochondrial inner membrane. Gene Ontology annotation, biological process: mitochondrion inheritance. The record is from RefSeq and is a predicted model, not a curated record. Lineage: Eukaryota; Fungi; Ascomycota; Eurotiomycetes; Eurotiales; Aspergillaceae. Bases 1 to 2124 code for a protein of 707 amino acids. The transcript is spliced from 3 exons.